Nelumbo nucifera (sacred lotus) is the source of this 3353-nucleotide messenger RNA. Its product is annotated as putative 1-deoxy-D-xylulose-5-phosphate synthase, chloroplastic. NCBI's taxonomy places the organism in Eukaryota, Viridiplantae, Streptophyta, Magnoliopsida, Proteales, Nelumbonaceae. Gene Ontology annotation, molecular function: 1-deoxy-D-xylulose-5-phosphate synthase activity. Gene Ontology annotation, cellular component: chloroplast. The record is from RefSeq and is a predicted model, not a curated record. Gene Ontology annotation, biological process: chlorophyll biosynthetic process; terpenoid biosynthetic process.
CGUGAUAUCUGGUUAGUGGGUUAUGUCUUACGUGGUCCAAUGGAGGAAGACGUGACAUUUUGCUGCACUGCAAUUGGUCCGAAGGGGAUUGAGGAGAGAGGGGAGACAAGGAAAAGUGAUGCUUGAUCGGUUACCUGGGUAAGGCCAAGGGGCCCUCACUGGGACAAACGUCACAACCCAAUAUCAAACAUUCACCACAAAUCUCUUUCAUCAUUUGAUCAGUUCCAUUUUUUCCUCCUGGAAGCUGGAGCACUGAUAUAAGUGGAGAUGCCGGAGAAACCCAUUUCGCCAUCCAUCAUCCUCUCCCACCAGGGAAUCUGAACUUGUUUUCUUUCCUGGGUUCUUCUAGUUUUCUUAUCAUUUUUUUUUUUCUGUAGCUCUCUCCAGUCUCCACUUCAGCUGUUGCUCUUUGUCAAUCUCCAAUGGCUCUCUCAUCCUUUUCCUUCCCUUGUCAUUUACCCAGAGAGGUAGCUUCUUCAGAUUCCCUCAAGCCCAGCUUACUCUCUUCUCAUCCUUUUCGUGGAGCAGAUCUUCCACACCAAUUUCAGCAAAGACACAUUCAGGUCCGGAGAAGGUCAGGUGGUGUUUCGGCAUCACUAUCAGAAAGGGCGGAGUAUUACUCACAGAGACCACCAACUCCGCUGCUGGACACCAUUAACUACCCGAUACAUAUGAAAAACCUCUCCAUCAAGGAGCUGAAACAACUUUCAGAUGAGCUAAGGUCCGAUAUCAUAUUCAACGUUUCUAAAACCGGUGGUCACCUUGGUUCAAGCCUUGGCGUCGUGGAACUUACUGUGGCUCUCCAUUAUGUAUUCAAUUGCCCUCAAGACAAGAUUCUAUGGGACGUCGGUCAUCAGUCCUACCCACACAAAAUCCUCACAGGGAGAAGAGAUAAGAUGCCAACCUUGAGACAGACAAACGGGUUGUCUGGAUUCACUAAACGCUCUGAGAGUGAUUAUGAUUGUUUUGGCACCGGUCACAGUUCUACUAGUAUCUCGGCAGCUCUGGGAAUGGCUGUUGGGAGAGACCUGAAAGGAAGAAAGAACCAUGUGGUUGCUGUAAUAGGUGAUGGUGCCAUGACUGCAGGGCAAGCCUAUGAAGCCAUGAACAAUGCUGGGUACCUAGACUCAGACAUGAUUGUUAUCCUUAAUGACAACAAACAAGUUUCGUUGCCCACUGCUACUCUUGAUGGGCCCAUACCACCUGUAGGAGCUUUGAGCAGUGCUCUUAGUAAGUUGCAGUCCAGCAGGCCUCUCAGAGAACUAAGGGAGGUUGCUAAGGGAGUUACGAAACAAAUUGGUGGGCCUAUGCAUGAACUGGCUGCAAAGGUUGAUGAGUAUGCCCGUGGGAUGAUCAGUGGAUCUGGUUCAACACUCUUUGAAGAGCUUGGUCUCUAUUACAUCGGUCCUGUUGAUGGUCACAACAUCGAUGAUCUUGUGUCCAUUCUCAAAGAGGUCAAGAGUACCCAUACAACUGGCCCAGUCCUCAUCCAUGUUGUGACUGAGAAAGGCCGGGGAUACCCAUAUGCAGAGAGAGCUGCAGACAAGUAUCAUGGUGUAACCAAGUUUGAUCCAGCUACUGGAAAACAAUUCAAAUCUAGUGUCCCUACUCAAUCUUAUACCACAUAUUUUGCGGAGGCCUUGACAGCAGAAGCAGAGGCAGACAAAGAUAUUGUUGCCAUCCAUGCUGCAAUGGGUGGAGGGACUGGCCUGAAUCUCUUCCAACGCCGUUUUCCAACACGGUGCUUUGAUGUUGGAAUUGCAGAGCAGCAUGCUGUUACGUUCGCUGCAGGACUGACUUGUGAAGGUCUUAAACCUUUCUGUGCUAUAUACUCAUCCUUCUUGCAGAGGGCAUAUGAUCAGGUGAUACAUGAUGUAGAUCUGCAGAAACUACCAGUGCGGUUUGCAUUGGACAGAGCUGGGCUGGUGGGAGCUGAUGGGCCAACACAUUCUGGGUCAUUUGAUGUUACCUAUAUGGCAUGCCUUCCGAACAUGGUUGUCAUGGCUCCUUCAGAUGAGGCAGAACUUUUUCAUAUGGUUGCUACUGCUGCUGCCAUCAAUGAUCGACCUAGUUGUUUCCGAUACCCUAGAGGGAAUGGGAUUGGUGUUCAGCUGCCACCAGGAAACAAAGGCAUCCCACUGGAAGUUGGAAAGGGUCGCAUUUUGAUUGAGGGUGAAAGAGUGGCACUCCUGGGUUAUGGAACAGCAGUGCAAGGCUGUUUGGCUGCAGUGUCUUUAGUGGAGCGCCAUGGUUUGCGGUUGACAGUUGCAGAUGCACGCUUCUGCAAGCCACUUGAUCGGUCCCUUAUUCGCAGUCUAGCAAAAUCACAUGAUGUCCUAAUCACAGUUGAAGAAGGAUCAAUUGGGGGCUUUGGGUCUCAUGUGGCUCAGUUCUUGGCCCUUGAUGGCCUUCUUGAUGGAACAGUAAAGUGGAGACCAUUGGUUCUUCCAGAUAGGUACAUUGACCAUGGAUCCCCAGCAGAUCAGAUGGCUGAAGCUGGCAUGACACCAUCUCACAUUGCUGCAACUGUGUUCAACAUACUUGGACAAAAGAGGGAGGCCCUAGAGAUCAUGUCAUAAAAAGGGAUAAAUAAAGAAGGGAUUGGAGACCCUCCCCAAAAUGUGAAGUACAAAUAGUUUUUCUCGAGAGAUCUUGUAUUCUGUAGAAAGCACUACUAACAAUAAAGAGACAGAACAAAUGAAUUUGGAAAAGCUCAGACGCAACUUUCCAACAGAAUCUAAUUCAUGGUUCGCAUCAUCAAUGCGCUUGCGGAUCUUAUAGCUUUGUUCUAUUGGGUAUAGAUUUUGGUGUCUGAUGGGAAAAAAGAAAGAAUUAUCAAUAAAAUUGAAGCCUUGAAUCAAGGGUCAAUACAAAAAUUCAGAUCAUAUUGGAUUAUGAUUACACCAACAAAACUAGUAUCGGCCACUUUAAUGGCAUAUGUGGUGCUAGAAGUAGCACGAUGCAGAUUGCUUCAUUGAGCUGAAUUUUAUGAAGUAUGGUAACAUAUUUGUUCAAGUUCACCCUGCGAAAUCAGCUGAGUUCUAUGCCAUCAACAACAACAAAGCUGGAAGGACAAAUGUUUCAGGUGCUGUGCGAUAAUCUUUCAGUCAUCAGGUCAGUGCAAGGAAAAAAAUCAUCUUGUUCGUGGUCGAGUCAACCAGUUCUUCAUGAUGCCUGGAUGUUGCGUUGCUGUUUACCUCUAUAAGCUUUUCUUAUACUAGUCGUAUUGGUUACUUUGUAUCGGGGAACUACAUCUCCUUUACGAUGGAAAGUGUCCCCCCCAAGCCAUCUGUACUAAUUCCCAUCUUUAAUGAAUAAUAAAAAAGGAAGAAGGAUUGGCCAUUGAUUCAUUA